AUGGCCCUGGAAAAAAUUGAGAGACAGCUGCGUAAGAAAAAUUUGGUGUUGUUCGGAGUUGAGGAAAAAAAGGGUUCAUAUUUUGAUCUGGUAGAUACCGUUUUGGAAAUAAUAAAAGAGUUUAUGAAAAUAACUUGCGAAAAACAAGAAAUAGAGUCUGUUAGAAGAAUAGGAAAAAUUGGUGAGAAAGCAAGACCCGUUAUAAUAUCAUUUACAACAAUGGACCGAAAAAUUGAGGUUUUAAGUAUCAAAAAAGCUCUAAAAAACUCUCCUUACUAUAUCAUGGAAGAUUAUCCUAAGAAAAUAUUAGAAAAACGAAAACAGUUAAAGGAAGACCUGGUGUAG
This is a messenger RNA of Parnassius apollo (apollo), 345 nucleotides long. The record is from the annotation of a GenBank genome assembly. Lineage: Eukaryota; Metazoa; Arthropoda; Insecta; Lepidoptera; Papilionidae.